AGUGAACAGUUACGAAAUAAUUGUUCGUUUGUUAUGUUUUAUAUGUUUGAGCCUGUAAAUUUUAUUUAGUACGACCCAUUUCAGGAAUAGUCCGUGCAAGGAAGGGGCUUACCGAACGCUUUUGAGCGAUCAUUGCUGAUACAGUUCACGAAACAAGUACAGAGUUCAACGAAAAUAAACCGAUUAAUUUAGCGAGAUGGAUCGUGAGUUUGUGGAUAUCAAUGAACCACUCAAUAUACAUUUGAUGAAGCCAACGGACAGUUGGAAUCACUUAACGAACGAAUACACCUAUUAUACCCACUAUGAUAAUGGAGCGUUGUACGCGUCACCAGAUAUGGGUUCAGCUAUGCAUUUAAACGACUAUAACGGAACAACUUAUCUAUCAAUGGCAGAUGAUGGUUACUAUCCGUAUAAUGCUACUACAUAUCCAGAAUACACAUCGUCUGGAUAUUGGACAAAAGAGGUCCAGUCACCAGACACAAGUAUACCAACCAAGGAGUACCGAAGUAUACAUACACUUCAAAAUACAACUGUAGGAAAUCUACCGGUAUAUACACUACAAUUUAGUGAUGAUAUGCAACAAACAAUGGAUAUAAACACAAACGACGAAAACAUUUCGUCUCAACCGGUUAUGCAUACCGAACAAGGUACGGUAGUAUCAGCCCAACAACUGCCAUUUCGGAAUGUAUUGUUACAUUCUGUUUUUCCGCUACCAUCACCAUCCACAUCGGAAUCGUCCAACUCGGAAUCAAAGUACCACUAUUUAGAGACAUUGUCGCCAAACAAUUCAUCACAGCAUGAUUAUGAGCAGCCUUUACCUUCAUUGGCAAAUUUCGCCAAUAUAAGUGAACAUAUAAGUGAACGCAACAAUAAUAACGUUCAUUCUGAAGCAAUUAAUUCUACUGCUUCUAACUCCGAUCCACCCACAGCUCCAACACCACCAUUGGAACCGUCUUCGAGCUCGCGAUCAAAGAGCAGUAGUAAAUCCGGAAAAUCUAUUAGACCGAGUGUGGUUCUACAUAGCGAAUACCAGUGCAAAAUAUGCAGCGGUUACUACAAAACAAGGUAUGGAUUGACGCAACAUAAAAAAAGUGUCCAUUCGGACUACAAAUAUAGAUGCCGAACGUGCGGUAAGCACUUCCCUACGGCAGAAAUACUUGACGAGCAUACUGUGAAACAUAGUCGCACUGACAAGCCGUGGAAGUGCAAAAAAUGUCCGAAAUCGUACAUAAACAAGAGUGAUAUGAUCCGUCAUUUGCAAACCCAUGAUCCUUCGACGAAACCCUACCAAUGCAGCAGAUGUGGAAUGAGAUUCGGUCGUGCUGAUCACAGAGAUCUACACCUGAAUAGCCACGCACGCCAAGACAGGAAACGCAAACGAGAGCGUCAGUUUCAAGGCGUAGACCACGAUGUCUCAGCUGGAGCAUAAAUGCAUCUGAUAAGCUGCCAAAUAUUGACCGUCCAACCGUAUCUUCUGUAUCGUUCUACUGCUAUUCCAUUGUUAGUGCUAUCAUUAUUGUAUUAAAUUAAAGUGCACUGCGAGCUCGUUUUCCGUUCGCGCUUUUCUAUCUCCAGAACCAUUGUUCUUCACGCGAUGUUAUUUGAAUGAUAUCUGAUGUUUUAAACUCGUUGUCCGUUGAAUGUGGAUAAACAAACUGACUUUAUUCGACAUUGA
Messenger RNA from Toxorhynchites rutilus septentrionalis, 1675 nucleotides. Its product is annotated as zinc finger protein 181-like. Lineage: Eukaryota; Metazoa; Arthropoda; Insecta; Diptera; Culicidae. The coding region runs from base 197 to 1429 and encodes 410 amino acids. The transcript is spliced from 3 exons. Gene Ontology annotation, cellular component: nucleus. The record is from RefSeq and is a predicted model, not a curated record.